Molecule: messenger RNA, 2701 nt
Organism: Mya arenaria
Lineage: Eukaryota; Metazoa; Mollusca; Bivalvia; Myida; Myidae
Product: post-GPI attachment to proteins factor 4-like
Exons: 2
Coding region: 362-1762 (466 amino acids)
Biological process (GO): GPI anchor biosynthetic process
Cellular component (GO): Golgi membrane
Molecular function (GO): glycosyltransferase activity
Source: RefSeq, a predicted model, not a curated record
AUACUGUUUACUUAUUUGGUGUUUGCCUGCUCUUUUAAGAUUGCCGGAUCUAAUAGCACAGAUGUCAUACACAUUACUUAAACGUGAAAACAGUGAUAGCACAGAUGUCAUACACAUUACUUAAACGUGAAAACAGUGAUAGCACAGAUGUCAUACACAUUACUUAAACGUGAAAACAGUGAUAGCACAGAUGUCAUACACAUUACUUAAACGUGAAAACAGUGAUCUUAAACGUGAAAACAGUGAUAGCACAGAUGUUAUACACAUUACUUAAACGUGAAAACAGUGAUAGCACAGAUGUCAUACACAUUACUUAAACGUGAAAACAGUGAUCUUAAACGUGAAAACAGUGAUAGCACAGAUGUCAUACACAUUACUUAAACGUGAAAACAGUGAUAGCUGUGUUGAACUUGCGGAACAGUACGUCUUGGGUCGUGUUCCGUGUAUGCUGACAAGGUGCUCGAGGAAGGGGAUAUACGUGCUACUUUGCGUGUUGUUGUACGGCAUCACUUUCCUCGUACUCGCCCCUCUCGCCUGCAUCAGUUUCAAGCACGUGGGGUUGGACGUCAUCUGCUUCCGGAACAAGGCGGCCGGAAACGCGCGUCUCAUUGCCCAAAACCAAGCGCGGCUCAACCGUUCGCUGGUCACCCUGAGGGAAUACUCGCGUAUUGACUCUUACUGUAGAAUGUUUCCGGCGACAUGUAGGAGGAAAAACGCUCAAAUCGCCGACGGGGAGGAAAAGACAGCAGAACGUGACUUGCAAAAUGUUUCCAUCGGAAUGCAACUUAUUCGUAAAACAUUUGCUGGCGGUCUUGCUAUUUCGUUUGUGACAACACGCAGGCGGAGUAAUAUUACGGGUUAUCGCGGACAGUAUCUUAGCCAGUCAGUUGCUAAAAUGUUAAACAUCAUCAAUCAUGGCGAUCGGUUAACCAACGAUGUGCCUAUUUAUUUCAGUAUAUGUAAUGUGGAUCCCCGACUGGAAGUAAAUCCGGAAAUAAGCAACCUUCCAAAGUGGAUCCCCGUGCAUAAAAGGUUUGACGGUAGGAGAAAACUCUCGAUAGAAGAUGCAAGAAGCUCCUACGAAAAAGCAAAGAACGACUACGUGUUCUGUCUUGAACAUACUUUACAAACAAACGCGUCUUAUAUUUUACUGAUGGAGGAUGAUGCGUUAGCUAUGGACAAUCUAUUUCAUGUGCUUAGUCAUUUUAUAUUUUCACUAAGGAAGUUAUCUAGCGAUGAAACUCAUGUUCCAUUGCUAGAUAAGUUGACGUAUUUAAAGUUGUUCUAUCCCGUCCACCUGUCUGGUUACUUUAACGUAGACCCGGAGAGGGUCCCGGAGCUUAUCUCGGUAGCUCUCGUUCUCACUGCAUUGACACUAUGUGCCGUCACCUUCUGUCAACCUAGUCUGCGCGUAUCACCGACGUUUGUGAAGAUUGCGUUUGUAUUUUUCUUACUGGUGGUUGUCAUUAUCGGGAGGUACAACAUUAUAGAACUGCGGAGCGUGUCAGACCGACUGUUCUAUCUGACGCCAGCUCCUCGUGGGUCGGCGGUGGCUGUGCUUUACCCUCGCCAGGGAGCCCUGGAUAUAGCACGAUACCUGCCCUUAUACAGGUGUGAUAAGAGACUCCCCAAGGAUCUAGCUAUGGGGGAAAUAGUCAUCAAACACGGUCUCGAUGCUAGACUUGUGCAACCAAACCUAUUUGAACACAUUGGACAUUAUUCAUCAGUUCACCAAAAGCUUCGCAACCCUUUUGCAACUUAGCGUCUCCAGAAGACUGCCAUAAUAAAGAUUAGAUGUAUGUAGCUGUACUAGAUUCCACAUGACAUGGUUUUAAAUGUGUUCAGCUUGGCAUUUAUUAAUUUAUUUCAUUAUAUAUUACAUGCUAUAUCAAAUGAGCAGUUUUUGAUAUACAAAAUGUGCAUUUUGCACAAUCAAUGGCAUUUAAAAGAAACUCGUCUGCUCAUAGAGAUUGUCUGCCAAAUGGUAUCGAACACUAAACAGUACUUUAUAUACUUAUCAUUUUUUUAUUUCAUAUUCAAUCACAUCUUUUAAAUUGUGUGUUUUUUGUCUUUGUUUUUAUUUAUUUCCAUGGAUUGUCACAGUAAUGCAGAAAAGCAAAACAAUGCAUGUGCCAUGUAAUGACAGUGAACAAAGACGACCACUAUGAGGAACACAAGUACAUUAAAUUAUUUCAUGAUAUAUGAAAUGUGAAAUGAAUGUUAAGAACUAGCAAAUAUGAGUUAUACUAUGUGGGUGUAUACACCUUGCAAUAUUACCCACCGUACCGUUCAAUAGGCUGAUCAUUCAAACAAUGUUGUUAACGUCAUCGCUGUUUAAUUUCCAAUCUUUACUUCUCGUGAAGUUUCAUGGACACACUUGUCAUCUACAGUAUUCCUGUUUCAUGGACACACUUGUCAUCUACAGUAUUCCUGUUUCAUGGACACACUUGUCAUCUACAGUAUUCCUGUUUCAUGGACACACUUGUCAUCUACAGUAUUCCUGUUUCAUGGACACACUUGUCAUCUACAGUAUUCCUUGCUAAUAAUGGAACAACAUAUUCAACUGUUCUUGUUUUAUUAAAAUAUAUGAGCACAUCAUAAACAAUUCACCAACAAAGCACUGAACCGGUCCCAUGUGUUUUUAUGAAGGUAACGUAUAUUUAAGGAAUGAAUUGCGGGGUUGAUGUCAUUAUGGGGGUAU